AAACGUGUAGCCAUGUUUAUGUCAACUGCUUUCUUUGCAAGAGUGGUCGAAUAAGAAGGAAUUCAAACAUGUCAGUCGGUAAUGAUGCCGUUCAAUAACUUAUGUCAUAAUUGCCGUGUCAUCUUGAAACAGCUGCAUCGGCGGCUUCACGGUACAAAAGACUUUCACUUUUUAUCUUCUAUACACAACAACAACAACAGCCAAAGGAAACGCGUUAAUCUGCAGAUAAUUUUUUUCCCAACUGCAAGAAAAUCGUCCGAAGUGAAAGAGCAGCAGGAUAAUUCAUUCUUCAUUACCACACCUAUAUUCUAUGUCAAUGCUGCACCACACAUCGGUCAUCUUCACACAGCAGUGCUGGCUGAUGCUGUUCAGAGGUGGAAAACGCUAAAUGGGUCACACACGAUCUUCUCCACUGGUACAGAUGAACAUGGACUCAAGGUACAACAUGCAGCAGGUAAAGCAGGUGUGGAACCAGGUGUGUUUUGUGAUCAAGUCUCACAAAAGUUCCAGAAUUUGUUCCGUGAGGCAAAUAUAGGAACCACAGAUUUCAUCCGUACAACAGAAGAGCGGCAUGAGCGUGCUGUGUCUAAAUUUUGGAAAACUCUUGUUGAUAAUGAUCACAUUUACAAAGGAUUGUAUGAAGGGUGGUACUGUACAUCAGAUGAGGCAUUUCUCACAGAAUCACAGGUUACCUCCCUUGUGGACAAAGAUGGCGUUACAACAAAGAUAUCGUCUGAGAGUGGCCAGCCUGUAGAAUGGAUGACAGAGGAGAAUUACAUGUUCAAAUUGAGCAAAUUUGGGUCACACUUGACAGAUUGGAUUAACAGGGGAGUGAUUUUUCCCUCCAAGUUUGAGUCACUAGUAAGAAGCUGGCUGGCAGAUGGGUUGCCGGAUCUGUCAGUCUCUCGUCAGAGGGAUCGUCUUCAGUGGGGAAUAUCCGUGCCUGGCGAUCACUCCCAAACUAUUUACGUCUGGCUGGAUGCAUUGGUAAACUAUCUGACUGUGGCAGGAUAUCCCUAUGGGGGUUUUCAUUGGCCGCCUGAUUGUCAUGUGAUUGGAAAAGAUAUCCUGAAGUUCCAUGCCGUGUACUGGCCAGCAUUUCUCAUGGCCGCUGGACUGGAGCCUCCAAAGAGGAUUGUCUGCCAUUCCCAUUGGACUGUCAAUAAUGAAAAAAUGUCAAAAAGUCGAGGGAAUGUUGUAGACCCAGUGGAGCGUAUUCAGAUGUUCUCGGCGGACGGCAUGAGGUAUUUUCUGCUGAAAGAGUCCGUGCCUCACUCAGAUGGCAAUUACACAGAUGAAAAGGUCAUGCAGGUCAUCAACAGUGACCUUGUGAACACCCUGGGCAAUCUCCUGCAGAGGUGUACUUCUCUCUCCGUGAACCCUGAUCAGGUUAUACCACCUCUGCAUGGAGAGUCCUUUAGCAACCACUUUACUCAGGAAGAAAUAGACAGAUAUGACAGACUUCUUACCCUCCAAGAAAGAGUGGAUGUUCAUUACAGUGACUUCAAUAUAGACAAAGGAUUAGAUAUCGUCAUGUCAGAGUUAAGAUGGGCUAAUGGUCUGAUACAGCACCAUAAACCAUGGGAACUAGUCAAAAGCACUGAUCAAAAACAAUAUUUAGAAGCGCUGCUGCACAUUGCCAUGGAAACCUUGGUGGUAUGUGGGAUUGUUCUACAGCCAAUCAUACCUGACAUGGCUGACAAACUUCUGACAAGACUUGGGGUGCCAAUGAAAAACAGAACCUGCACAGGUGAAAAUGUUUGGCUUCGGAAAAUGCGGAACUGUGGCACUCCUCAUAGCCUUGGUGAACAGGAUGGUGUUUUGAUGCGGCGUUUAGAUCAGAAAGUUUUACAAGGGAGGAAAAAGACUUAGCCAGUGACAGACAAGGUUUUACACUUUUCCAUUACUGUCAAUUUAAUAAAACUGGCCCGUAUGUAGGAAUGUCACCAACCUACAGAUGGUUGUGGGUUUCCCCUGAGCCCUGCCCAGUCGGCUGCCACAGUAAUGCUGACCUCCAUCGUAUUUAAGUGAAAUAUUUUUGAGUACAGCAUAAAAAAACAGCAAUCAGAUAAAUAAAUUCAAGCCUUAAAGGUGACCAGUAAUGUCAGUGUCUUUCACUUCCUGAGUGGUGACCUUAAAGAAUUACAGCAUCUGCUCUUGUUUAGACUUCACACUGUGUUGUGGCGAAAAUUUUGUGUGACAUUUAAAAAAAAAAACUUCUGUGAUGACAGUAACAUUAGAAAUCUGAAGGACGUAAGUGCAAAGCUUAAAGGAUACAUCGCUAGCAACCUGCGGAUGGUCGUGGGUUUUCCCCUGGGCUCUGCCCUGUUUCUUCCCACCAUAAUGGUGGCCGCCGUCCUAUAAGUGAAAUAUUCUUGAGUACGGCGUAAAACAGCAAUCAAAUAAAUGAAAAAGUACAAUAUAACGAAGAGUAUGAUUUG
Liolophura sinensis is the source of this 2441-nucleotide messenger RNA. RefSeq names its product methionine--tRNA ligase, mitochondrial-like. Gene Ontology annotation, molecular function: ATP binding; methionine-tRNA ligase activity. Gene Ontology annotation, biological process: methionyl-tRNA aminoacylation. The transcript has 12 exons. NCBI's taxonomy places the organism in Eukaryota, Metazoa, Mollusca, Polyplacophora, Chitonida, Chitonidae. The record is from RefSeq and is a predicted model, not a curated record. The coding region runs from base 82 to 1872 and encodes 596 amino acids.